CCUGAGCGCGAUCGACAUUUGUUUCAGAUACGUACUGGAUAUAGAGAUGGAGGACGGAUCCAUGGGGGCUUUAGUGCCGGCGGUAACGUCGAAAGACAAAAUACGGAUUUCCGAUGCCUUCCCGUCGGAUUCCGGCGCCGGGAAAAUGGUUGAAGCAGAAGGAGAACCGGAAACGACGGAUAAGGAGUUGUUGUGUCCGAUUUGUAUGCAGAUAAUCAAGGAUGCAUUCCUUACGUCGUGUGGACAUAGCUUCUGCUACAUGUGCAUCAUCACUCACCUUGACAACAAGAGUGAUUGCCCUUGUUGCGCCUCUUCGCUCACCACCAGCCAGCUCUUCCCUAAUUUCCUCCUUGAUAAGCUAUUGAAGAAGACUACUGCUUCCCAAGUAUCGAAAAGUGCCUCCCCGUUAGAACAAUUUCGCCAGGAAUUAGUCCAGGGUUACGAAGUCUCAGUAAAGGAACUGGACACACUAUUAUCACUGCUUGCUGAGAAGAAAAGAAAAUUGGAGCAGGAAGAAGCUGAGAGAAAUAUGCAAAAUCUUCUCGACUUCCUGCAGUGCUUAAGGAAAAAGAAAAUUGAUGAACUCAAUGAGGUGCAAAGUGAUGUUCAGUAUAUCAAAGAGGACAUUGGUUUGGUAGAGAGGCGUAGGAUCGAGUUAUAUAGAGCUAGGGAUAGGUAUUUGUUGAAAAUGCGGAUGCAGGCUGGUGAAUUAACGGGAUCAAAAUUUUGGUCUUCUUCAUCAAUAGAUAAAGACAAUAGUGACCUUGUAUUUGCGUCUGGAAAAGCACAUGGAGUUCCUAGAGGUAAUCUGCAGUACAGGAAUGUGGAUGGAAAAUCUCAAGCUAGUUCACAUGGAACCCAGCGGAAAGAGGCUUCCAGUGGAUUGAGUUCACAAAAUAUGAGUCAAUCGAGUCUUGCUGUUAUACGGAAAAAACGUGUUCAGUCUCAGUUCAAUGACCUGCAACAAUGUUACUUGCAAAAGCGACGUCCAUUAGUGAACCCAUUACAGAACCCUAACAGUAGGGAUGGUGAUGCCAUGCAAAGGGAAGGAUAUAGUUCGGGAUUGUCAGAUUUUCAAUCUGUACUGUCUACCUUUACUCAAUACAGUCGACUAAGGGUGAUUGCAGAACUUAGGCAUGGCGAGCUCUUCCAUUCAGCCAAUAUUGUAUCUAGCAUUGAAUUUGACCGUGAUGAUGAAAUGUUUGCUACUGCUGGAGUUUCAAGGCGUAUAAAAGUUUUUGACUUCUCGACGGUUGUAAAUGAACCCCCAGAAGUACACUGUCCUGUAGUGGAGAUGCCCACACGAUCAAAGCUUAGUUGCUUGAGCUGGAACAAGCAUACAAAAAACUAUAUAGCUAGUAGUGAUUAUGAAGGAAUAGUAACUGUGUGGGAUGUGAAUACUCGACAGAGCGUGAUGGAGUACGAAGAACAUGAAAAACGGGUCUGGAGUGUUGAUUUUUCACGCGUAGAACCAUCAAUGCUUGUAUCGGGUAGUGAUGACUGUAAGGUGAAAGUUUGGUGCACAAAGCAAGAAUCAAGCGCAAUUAACAUUGAUAUGAAAGCAAACAUAUGUUGCGUUAAGUACAAUCCUGGGUCCAGCACUCACAUUGCGGUUGGUGCAGCUGAUCAUCAUAUACAUUACUAUGAUUUGAGGAACACCAGCCAUCCUCUUCAUAUCUUUAGCGGCCACCAAAAAACUGUUUCGUAUGUAAAGUUCCUCUCCAGUGAUGAGCUUGCCUCUGCGUCUACAGAUAACACCUUACGCUUAUGGGAUGUGAAGCGAAAUCUACCUGUUCGUACCUUCAGAGGUCACACAAAUGAGAAGAACUUUGUAGGUCUCUCGGUAAAUAGCGACUUCCUUGCUUGUGGCAGCGAAACAAAUGAAGUAUAUGGCUAUCAUAAGGCAAUCUCAAAGCCUCUAACAUGGCAUAGAUUUGGGACACCGAACGUGGAGGAUAGCGAUGAAGAUCCAGGAUCAUACUUCAUUAGUGCCGUAUGUUGGAAGAGCGAUAGUCCCACAAUGUUAGCUGCUAACAGUCUGGGCACAAUCAAAGUUCUAGUUCUUGCGGCAUAAAUCUUAACCUGUGAGUUAACCCAUCAAAACCCGUCUUCUUUUCUUUGGUUUUUUGAUUCCAUUUAAGGGUGUGAUUGGAUCGAUUAGAAUACGCAACAUUCAAAAGCAAUUAGAAAUGCAUAUGCGAUGAGCAGUCUAAUGCUUUUCAUUUAAGCAAUUAGAAAUGCAUAUGUGGUGAUGAGUCUAAUGCUUUUCAUUUGUAUAUACUGCAUUCAUCCAUAGGAAGAGGAAACAUUCUUUAGUUUGUAGGAGAAAAAAAACAUUUUGAUUGUAAUUUAUGCAGAAUUUUGUCCCAAUUGUGUUGAUGUCAUCAGGUAAUGUGGGCAUAUGCAUUUAUGCAUAUGAUUCCAGAAAA
Cynara cardunculus var. scolymus (artichoke) is the source of this 2429-nucleotide messenger RNA. Its product is annotated as E3 ubiquitin-protein ligase COP1-like. Gene Ontology annotation, biological process: proteasome-mediated ubiquitin-dependent protein catabolic process. The coding region runs from base 47 to 2074 and encodes 675 amino acids. The record is from RefSeq and is a predicted model, not a curated record. Gene Ontology annotation, molecular function: ubiquitin protein ligase activity; protein binding. The transcript is spliced from 13 exons. Lineage: Eukaryota; Viridiplantae; Streptophyta; Magnoliopsida; Asterales; Asteraceae.